UCUUUCCUGUUCGAGACAUUUUCUCGCUUUCCCAGGAAAACUGUUUUGUACCUGGAGGGCAUGAAUUUCAAAGCGAAGUUUAAAGGUAUAAGUAAAUACCUUACACGUGAAUAAAGCGAUCAGGAGGACCUGUUGUUUGCUGUUAUGUUUCUUUAGAUCGGUAUAUUUUCUAUGACGUUAUUUUUCGUUUCAGCAAAAUGGCAGCCAAUCGUUAUGUUUUUGUUUUAAUCGUCACAUUAUACAAUUUUAUUUUGUUUUGUAAUGUAGUUUCGGCAAUGUCGGGAGGUUUUUAUGCAGACAAUGGACGUGAACAAAGUAUUUUAUAUGAACCUUUACGAGAGGAAGAAAAACAUGAGCUUGAGGAAGAAAUUCUUCACUUAUUGGGACUAGAUCAUAGGCCCAAACCUAGAAAUCAUGAUAUAUACAGUUCUGCGCCAAAAUACCUACUCGAUGUUUAUAAAACUCUGGAGGAAGAUAAUGCUGUUUUGCACGAGAAUUUAGCUAAUGCUACAAAAAAUCGAAGUCAUGGUGCUUUGAAAGACACAGAUUUCAUCGUAAGUUUUGUUAACAAAGUUCAUCAUCAAUAUCCUCACUUGCGACAUGAACGAGACAGACGAUUUUGGUUUGAUAUGACUGAAACAUCUUUGCAAGAUGAAGAAAUAGUUGGAGCAGAGUUACGAAUUUAUAGAAACUUGACCAAUAAUCACUUGCAUGAUAAAAAUACCAAAUAUGUUCUGAGCCUAUAUGCUGUAUCUGAAAUUAAUACCAAUAUAAAUACUUUAGACUUUCUGGAUGAAAUCAUGAUUUCAAAUGAAGACACUGGAUGGUUGAUUUUUAAUGUUACUGAACGUGUCAUGGAAUGGAUUGCAUUUCCAAAGAAAAACUUAGGCCUGUACUUGAAGAUCAAAUCUUCCACUGUUUCUCAUAGUGUUGAUCCACAUGAUUUGGGUAUUGUGGGCUCGAAAGGAUCUGAAGAAUUUCAGCCAUUCAUGCUAGCUUACUUUAAAACACCAAUUAAGCAAGUGCGUGUAAGAACUAAAAGGGCUAUUAAAAAGAAGCAACAAGAAACUUAUUAUGACCAUGAUACUUACAACCCUUAUACAGGUGCUGGUCAAGAAAGAUAUAAUUCACGAAGAAAUUGUCAGAGAUGGACUUUGUACGUCAGUUUUCGAGAUUUAGGUUGGCAGGAUUGGAUUAUAGCACCUGAUGGAUAUGGUGCUUUCUAUUGUCAUGGUCACUGCCAAUUUCCAUUGAAUGCCCAUAUGAAUGCCACAAAUCAUGCCAUAGUACAGACUUUAGUCCAUCUCAUGGAUCCAUCAAAGGUUCCAAAACCAUGCUGUGCACCAACCCAACUUUCUGCAAUUACAGUGUUAUAUUUUGAUGACAGUUCUAAUGUUAUUUUGAAGAAGUAUAAAAAUAUGGUUGUCAAAUCAUGUGGAUGCCAUUAAUAUGUAAAAUGUCAAAUUAUGUGAAUGCCAUAAAUAUAGGAAACUGAAAUGCUAUAUAAGAAAAGAAAUAAAUAUUAUAUAUGAAACUGAAAUGCUGUAUAAGAAAAGAAAUGAAUAUUAACCACAUUCAAUAUAAACCCAAAUUCUGUGAUAUAUUAUUUGAAUGAUAUGAUGAAGCCAUAUUUUUAGCUUGUUUCUUGUUUAUAAUAAAUGUAAAAUUAUAUAGGAUAAUCAAAAGAUGUGCUUAUGGGCUUUUUUCCUGCAAGUAUUAGUUCUAAACACAUAGAUCCAAUUAUAUAGUUUCUUAAAUUAUAAUGCAAAAUUUUUAAAACAUGUCUAAAUCUGCAAUCUCUCUUUCUCUCUAUAUACAAGUAUUUUGAGUUAAUAAAUUAUUGCAUUGUGACAAAACGAUUUUUAGAGAUCUACAGGUUGAUUUUUCAAAUUCAAGUGUAACAUAAAACUAAUGUAAAUGCGCUCGAGGGAAAAAAGAGACAGCAUUUCAGUGACAAUAAACCUUUUAAUGCAGAUUAAGAAUCUCAAAUUGACACAAAGCUUCUCUUUGGAUUACUAGAAAACAAAAUAGUUCUGUAUUAUGUAUGUAAUAUAUGGCAUUAAGAAUAGCUUUCAUCGAUUAAAGUAGUUCUGAAAAUGGUGCAAAAUGAUGAACUAGAUAGAUUUUAAUUUAACUUUAGUUAGAUUAUGAAUAGUUCGAGAUGUAUUUUUAAAAUCAUAUGACACUCAAUUUUUUACAAAUUUACAAAUUUUGUACACUGUCCAUUUACCCAGCACAUGAAUGAAAGUUUUUCUGUUUCAUGCAGGUAGCAAUAAUUGCUAGGUUACAUGAAUAAUAAAUAGCCUGAUAGCACAACAUAUUAUAUGACUUGAUGUAAUGGAAGAACUGAAGAAUUUAGAUUCCACUAAAAAUAUUAAAAACAAGUUUCUUUUGAAUUUUAUAAUUUGAUUUAGACAAAGUGUAUGGAGGUUAUCCCAAUUUUGACCAGGGAUCCUUGGGAAAUCUUGACAGAAACUGUGGAUCUCGUAUCAACCUAUUAUAUCAUGUCUGAAGUGUGGUAGGAAGUGAAGAUUUUUGUAAAGAGUAGCAAAUAACAUAUUAAAUGCUGUUAAUGCUAAUGAGAAUUAUUAUACACUCUGUAUACAGGGGAAAAAUAAAUUACAUUAUAUCACAGACUGGUAUUUGAAUGAGCUUUAAACAGUUGAAAUGAAAUGACGCACUUUAUUUUAUUGCAGCUGCUGAAAAGAUACUCUUUCUUAGUAAAAAAAAAAUAAUAAUAAUAAUUGUCAUUGUAAGCUGAUUGUUCUGUUUUGUUUAGACUUGAUUAAAAUCAGUAUUAUGCUUUAAAAUUCAUCAUGUAAUUUCCUCUUUACAAUAAACAAUGUAUAUGUCAAUCAAAACAAUUUUUCAUGCAAUGAGUUUUAUUCUUUUUUACUAAUAAGUGCUUAUUAGUUGUAACAUGCUUUGAUAUUCAAUUUCAAGGCUUGGAUUUAACUAUUAAAGCAGCUAGCAGCCAGAAGGCAUCAUAGCUGUUGGAAGGUAAAUGAAAUAUAUUACUUGAAAUGCAAUAGCUUUUAUUUUAAAGUCAGAUCAUACAGAUAUAGUCUUGCUGUGCUAACUGCACAGUUCUGCCUCAGUUUUGAGGGAGAACAUCUUGGGGGUUGGUCAAAAAGCCCCCCACUUUUACCCUACCAUUCAACUUCACAAAAGUACUUUUUGAAUGCAAUGUAUUUUGAGUGCCCGCUUGCCGCGCAUACACUAUACACUUACAAGCAUUCAUGCCUUCUCCAGAAUUCGAAACUAGGCCCAUCGAUACAGGUGUCAAUGUCACUAAACACUAUAUUGGCACAUUAGAAUUUAUCUGCUAUAGUUCUGAUUUAAAAUUUAAAAAAAAAAAAAAAAAAAAAAAAGAGAGAGAGAUUAAGUUAAUAUAAAGAAGGGAAGAAAACUGGUGGAAGAAAGAUUACUUUCUGAAUUUUUAUUGGUGCAUUAAGGGAUUAAUGAUUUCAUUUGGCUGUAAAAGCAUGAAUCAUUAUAUUUGUAGCUUUGGCACUUUUUUUAUGAAAAUUACAAAUAAAGUUUAUGAGAUUUUUUAAUAAACACAUACUAAAUAUUAUAUGAAACUUUAUACUUGCAAGUAUAUGUCUGGUGUCAGGAUUUGAGGAAAUAAAGCCCAUAGUCACCUUUUUUGAACAGCCUGUAUGAUUUACAAUUUUUUUAAUGAUGUUGAAAUAUUUUUCCAUAAUUUGUGCCUGAAAAAACUGAACCAAUUUCAUCAUAAGAUUAAAGAGUAAAUUUCAUUGAGAAACUAGUUUUUUUGGUAUAAAUAUUAUUUAAUGAAAUAUUUUACAUACUAAUAAAUACAUACAUUUUAUCUAAAAACAUUUUGCAAGUUUCAUUAUGAGACCGGUGAGUGAAAUAUUUUAAAAGUCUUGUAUUUGGUGAAAUUGAAUUAUCAGUAUAUUAAUCUAGAGUAGUUUAUCUAAUGAAGCAAGAAAAGUCUUUCUUUAAGUGCAAAUGCUAUUUUAUAUUUUCAUGCAAGGAAAAAAAAAAAGAUUCUGUCAGAUAUAUAUUUGUGAUAAAAAUAUGAAUAUUUUAAUUAUGAGUUAUGUCAUAGUAAUAUACAUAAUUUUUCAUACAGAUUUGUGAUAAAAAUAUGACUAUUUUAAUUAUUACGUAUAUCAUGGUAAUGUACUUAAUUUUUCAUGAUGUAAAUAUGCAUGAAAUGAAUUGCAAUUAUGUUCAUAAAGGUUUUUUAUUUUUAUUUAUAGCUUUUUAUUUUAAUGUACCUCAGGUAUAUUUUAUAUGUGAUGUGCCUUACCAAUAAAGUGCCUUUUUUAUGUUUUUCUGAUAUGAGUUUUCUGAGCCAUAGAGCCUCUUAAGCGUUUUUUAUAUCAUUGUUUAUAUUAUUGAUUUUAAGAUAUUUCAUUAUUCAUUUAGCAUAGAAAAGAAAAACCUAAACAUAUAUAUAAAUAUAUAAAUUAUUAAAUUGUAUAACGUAAAAUAUUGGAUUUUGAAAGGUAAAAUAAAGAGGCUAGAAGGACAGAAAUUCUUUAAAAAAAUUAUUAUAUGCCUCUAUAUGUUUUCGUCAAUAAGUAGAAAAUUCCAAGAUUCCUUUAUGAAAGAAAGCUCUGGGUCUAAAUGAGAAAAACAUCAAAAGUGCUUCAACUUCUGUAAAGUUUUGAUUGUUGAAAAAUUUACCAGCCAAAUGAAUUAUCCCAAUCUAGAAAGAGUGACAGUUUGUUGGGCUAACGUCUGAGCUGUAAGAUGAGGGAAGAGCCAUAUUGUAGUUGAUUUUUGUUAGUCACUUUUUGGUAUAACUGUAAAACAAGAUGUGGCAGUUUUUGUUCAUUUAUGAUGGCUACUAUCUGCUAAGUGCGUGGUAUCAGUUUCUUGAUUGUGAAACUAUGCUGUUAUGGUUGACCCAGAUAGCAAUAAAUUGUCAUAGAUGACUUCCUAUGUAAGUCUGCACACACUGGUGUGUAAAUGGUCUUCUUUAAACCUAAGAAGAAUCCGAAUCUUCAUCAAAUAACUACGACCCUGUUUGACAACAUUACAACAUUUAUCAAACAGGAUCAAAUUCUUUAACAUUCCUGGUGCCCUUAGUAUGGUACUGUCUUGGGAAAACACCCAAUGUAGAAGUUAUCCUUGCAUUAUCUUAAGGGGAUUUUAAUCGAAAAUUGUUUUUAUAUGAUGCAUUUUUUUACAUAUUGGUAAUCUUAUUUGGUCUUUUACGAUUAAGGCUGAAAAUAUUUGUGCAGAACGUUUUUAACCGUGUGUUCAUUAACAGCAUUUUUACUAAAGCUGCGUUAACAUUAUAUGCUGCAUUUAAUACGCUGUGGUUUAUUUUCCUUUUAUAAAGGUAAAGAGUACACAAACUGUUUCCCUGUAUCAUCUUACUCUGAUGUUUGCAAAUGCAGUUUGCUGAAAUCUGACUUUCACAUUACAAUAUUAAUUGUUCAUGCAAAUUAAAGGAAUGCUUUUCAAGAGUUUAUUAUUCCUUGUUAAACUGUAUUUCUAUAAAUAGGAAUUCAUUUAAUAGUCUUUCAUAUGAAAAUGUAAGAAAUUGUUUAUGUAAAUAUAUUUUUGUAUGUGCUUAUUUUUUAUUAAUGAAUCUCAUGAGCAAAAUGCUUGUCUUACUUUCCUUACGCUUCAGAAUUAUAAUAAAUUUUUUGUUUUAAAAA
Molecule: messenger RNA, 5645 nt
Organism: Stegodyphus dumicola
Lineage: Eukaryota; Metazoa; Arthropoda; Arachnida; Araneae; Eresidae
Product: protein 60A-like
Cellular component (GO): extracellular region
Molecular function (GO): cytokine activity; growth factor activity
Source: RefSeq, a predicted model, not a curated record